Messenger RNA from Ostreococcus lucimarinus CCE9901, 732 nucleotides. RefSeq lists its product with no specific name. The coding region runs from base 1 to 732 and encodes 243 amino acids. Lineage: Eukaryota; Viridiplantae; Chlorophyta; Mamiellophyceae; Mamiellales; Bathycoccaceae. The record is from RefSeq and is a predicted model, not a curated record. The transcript has a single exon.
AUGGACGCGACGCGGACGGUGGCGAGCGCGCUGGAGCUCGGCGCGGGGCCGGCGUGGCACAGCGUCGCGGCGGCGAAGGGAGGGAUACAGGCGGUGGCGCUGGAACAAAACGCGGCGAUGCGAGCGCACGCGAUGAAUAAGUUGGCGGCGCUCGGAGACGCGGCGCCGAGGAAUAUACGAAUCGUGGAGGGGGAUAUGCGAGACGUGGCGAUGGCGCCGACGACGAAACCCGAGGGCGGGUUCGACGUCGCGCUGAUGUUGCUCGGUACGGCGGCGCAUUUGUUGACCCACGACGACGCGAUGCGGUGUUUUAAGUCUGUUCGCGAGAAUUUGAGACCGGGCGGUCUGUUCAUCGUCGAGCUCGAGCAUCCUUGGGAUUUGUUCAGCGGCGAAAUCGCGCAAGGCCAGGGCGACGCCUGGGAACGCGUCGACGAAGAAAAAGGCGUUAAAGUCUACGUCGAGUGGGGUCGAGACGGCGAUAACUUUGACAUCGAGUCACAAAUUUACGAACGCACCGUGUCGUUUUCCCUCGUCGACGCCUCCACCGAAGCCGUGCUCAAGAUUGUGCAAGAGGUCGUGCCGUGCAAAAUUUUCACCGCCCCGGAGAUGGUCGCCCUCGCGAACGCCGCCGGCUUGGAGUUCGCCGCCGCGUACGGCGACAUGGACGGUCGCAUCGCUUUAGACGACGAAAACGCGCACAAUAUGAUCAUGAUUUUUCGUAGGCCUAGCUGA